Messenger RNA from Pseudopodoces humilis (Tibetan ground-tit), 2484 nucleotides. It is a transcript of the gene CADM2, whose product is annotated as cell adhesion molecule 2. Gene Ontology annotation, biological process: homophilic cell-cell adhesion. The record is from RefSeq and is a predicted model, not a curated record. Gene Ontology annotation, cellular component: neuronal cell body membrane. Lineage: Eukaryota; Metazoa; Chordata; Aves; Passeriformes; Paridae.
GAUGCGGCUGAAGCCCGGCGCGCUCCUGCGCUUCUACAGCCUCUGCGGGAUCCUCGUACAAGGCAGCCAAGGGCAGUUCCCACUCACACAGAACGUCACAGUUGUUGAAGGGGGAACAGCAAAUUUGACCUGCAGGGUCGAUCAAAAUGAUAACACCUCCCUCCAGUGGUCAAAUCCAGCUCAACAGACACUGUACUUCGAUGACAAAAAAGCUCUGAGGGACAACAGAAUCGAGCUGGUGCGAGCGUCGUGGCACGAGCUGAGUAUCAGCGUCAGCGAUGUGUCCCUGUCGGACGAGGGGCAGUACACCUGCUCUUUAUUCACCAUGCCUGUCAAAACUUCCAAGGCUUUCCUCACCGUUCUUGGUGUUCCUGAGAAGCCACAAAUUACUGGAUUUACCUCACCAGUUAUGGAGGGAGAGAGGAUGCAGCUCACUUGCAAGACAUCUGGUAGUAAGCCAGCAGCUGAUAUCAGAUGGUUCAAGAAUGACAAAGAAGUUAAAGAUGUUAAGUAUUUAAAAGAAGAAGAUGCAACUCGUAAAACAUUCACAGUCAGCAGCACGCUGGAUUUCCUAGCAGAUCGCAGUGAUGAUGGUGCAGUUGUAAGUUGCAGAGUAGAUCAUGAGUCCCUAAACUCUACACCUCAGAUAGCAAUGCAGGUUCUAGAAAUACACUAUACACCUUUAGUUAAAAUCAUUUCUUCCAAUUCAUGGCCUGAAGAAGGACAAUCUAUAAUUUUGACUUGUGAAUCCAAAGGAAAACCAGUGCCAGAACCAGUACUGUGGACAAAGGAUGGUGGAGAACUACCAGAUCCAGAGAGAAUGGUUGUCAAUGGCAGGGUUCUAAGCAUCAGCUUCCUAAACAAAACAGACAAUGGCACAUACCGAUGUGAAGCAAAAAAUCCCAUUGGCCGAAACAGCACAGAGUAUGUCCUGAUAGUGCAUGAUGUUUUGAGCACUUUGCUUCCCACUACUGUCAUCCCCUCCCUUACCACUGCAACAGUCACAACCAAUGUAGCCUUAACAGCCAGCACAACCACAUCGGCAACAGCCACCAGCAUCAGAGAUCCAAAUGCUUUGGCUGGACAGACUGGACCUGAUCACGCUCUUAUAGGAGGAAUAGUGGCUGUAGUUGUCUUUGUAACACUAUGUUCUAUAAUUCUCCUUGGUCGAUACCUGGCAAGACAUAAAGGAACAUACUUAACAAAUGAAGCAAAAGGAGCUGAAGAUGCACCUGAUGCCGACACAGCCAUUAUCAAUGCAGAAGGCAGCCAAGUCAAUGCAGAGGAGAAAAAAGAGUACUUCAUUUAGAUGCAGAGCUAGAAUCUUGGAGUUUUACUUAUCAGGCUGACUGCUGGAGAAAACUGGCUAUCAUUUCUCAGAAUUCAUUUCUGCCAUCUUCUGCUAUCUUUAUUAACUCACAUACCUGCUAUAAGUAGCCAGUUUAUGCCAACAAUCAGCUGUUGACAUCAUCAUUCUAUAAUUACGGUAUCAUGCGUAAAACAGGACAUUUCUUAUUGCCUAAAAAUCAUAUCCACUGCUCUCUUAACAUACAGUGCUUGAAUAUACAGCCUUAACAAUGUUAAUCAUCAUCUUAAUCCAAGUUUUCUACAUAUUUAAGUGUUAAUGCAGCUUUCUUUUCCAGUUUUGUUUUAUCAUGUCCCUACUAGUAUGUCAUAGAACAAAAUUCGUAACAAGUACUAUUAGGUAAGGUCCUAAUUUACUUACAGAAAAUGUUAAGUCUAAGAUUAGAGGUUUACAAAGAGUAUUUUAUACCUGUCUAUCUAUAAUUCAAAAAGCAACUUGUUUUUGAAGCAUACACCCUUGGAAACACAAAUUGAAAUCUGUUUAGUAUAGUUUCCUGUAUGUUUGGAUUUGGUGGGAAAAAAAGAUCAGUCCAGUGAAUUUUUUGUUUUGUUUGGCUUUGUUUUGUUAUGAUUUAAAUGGUACCUUGAUAACAGUGCCAUGUUUCUGUGGUGAAAACAUGCUGAAUAGCUAUACAGAGUCUGCAAAGUUAGGUAAUAGAGCUUCUUUUGAAACAGUUUGUCCUGCCCUUUUACUGGCUUUUGGGAUCACAAAGAUUAGAGAACUUCCUGAGUAAUUUAUGUUUUAUAAUUUAUUUGCUAAACAUGAACUCACCUGCCUACUCAAAUUUGAUGUCUUCAUGGGGCACAAUGGCAAGGCAUUUUAGUAUCUGUAUAUAGUGCAUAUAAUAAAUUCAAUUAAACAUUAUUUGAUACAUAUUCAACUUUUUUGGCAGUAGCUAAGUCAGUCACAAGUAUGCAUUUUCUAAUGUCCAUUAUAUCCCUUUAGAUAUGACCCAAAAUCAAUAUUCUGAGUAGAUAACAUGUGUGAGUAUUUUUUUGUCUGUAUGUCCUAGCACUGUUCAGCAGCAAACUUUUCUAGUUCUUGUUAAUUUUUUCUUUGUUAUACAAUGGAAGCACAAUGUUAUAUGGAAAGGUAGUUUUAAGCUAACAACCAGUGCA